UCUCCCCUCCGUCACGCUGUCGCCCGAUCGAUUAUCCAUCAACCUACGCCAUCUCUCUCUCCCAGUCCAGUGACGAAAACAAAUAGAAACGAAAAAAAAAAAAGGAAAAGGACGAGACCAGGGAGAUUCCUCGUUCGCAGAUUGCUUUCUCCUUACACGCACACAUCCGUGGGGCAGAACUCGCUUCCUUUCAAUCUUUCUCUCUCCUCCCUGGCGUCUCCUGGCUCGCUCCGCAUCGCCGUUGCUUUUUCCCACCCUCUCUCGUUCAGCGCUUGCUGUGGGAAGUCAAACUUGGUUCCAUCAAUGAGCCAGUUUGAUAGAUCUAAGCAGUGCUAUGACUAGGUAAUGAAGGGUUUUCCCGAGAAGGUUGUUACUUCAAACUUCUGUCUAAAAGCGCCUACCAAGUCGUCAACUACUGCUGUAACGCCUGAUUGUUCAGAGCAAAGUCCCAGUGAACGCAAGUUAUCGAGGGUAUCCUUGUGGUCGAGCUUCUUUUCGUCUGCUUUCUCGGUCUUUGAGUCACAUCGUGAAUCAUCAACUUGUGAAAAGAAGGGAGUUCAUCACAGAGGUAAUGGUUGGACAUCAGCUGUAAAGAAAGUUGUGGCUGGUGGUUCAAUGAGGAGACUCCACGAGCGGGUACUAGGAUCAACCAAAAUUGGGAUACCUACCCAAACCAGUGAUAUAUGGCUGCUGGGUACUUGCUAUAAGAUUUCAGCUGAUUGUCCUGCAGAAGCAGAAGCUACAAGCAAUAUUUUAGCUGAAUUUACACAUGAUUUCUCUUCUAGAAUCCUAGUUACAUAUAGGAAAGGUUUUGAUGCUAUCGGAGAUUCAAAAUUGACAAGUGAUGUAGGCUGGGGUUGCAUGGUUCGGAGCAGCCAGAUGUUGAUUGCUCAAGCAUUGCUUUGUCAUCAAUUUGGGAGAUCUUGGAGAAGAAGUUCGGUUAAGCCACAAGAUCAAGACUAUAUCACAAUCUUGCAUCUUUUUGGCGAUUCAGAGGCGUCACCAUUCUCUAUCCACAAUCUUCUUCUAGCUGGAAAGGCUUAUGGCCUUGCAGCUGGAUCAUGGGUAGGGCCAUAUGCUAUGUGCCGGUCCUGGGAAACUCUAGUCCGCUCAAAGAGAGAGGAAACAGUCCAUGAGCUCCACCCAUUUCCUAUGGCUCUUUAUGUUGUUUCUGGAGAUGAAAAUGGGGAGCGAGGUGGAGCCCCAGUUGUCUGCAUUGAAGAUGUCCAUAGAAGUUGUUUAGAAUUUUCUAAAGGACAGGUAGACUGGACCCCGAUUAUUCUAUUAGUUCCCCUGGUCCUUGGACUUGACAAAGUAAACCCCAGGUAUAUUCCAUCUCUCCAGGCGACAUUCACCUUUCCUCAAAGCCUUGGCAUUUUAGGCGGAAAGCCCGGUGCUUCAACGUACAUAGUUGGUGUGCAAGACGACAAUGCAUUUUAUCUCGAUCCACAUGAAGUUCAACAGGUAAGUGACAACUAAGAAUGGAGUUUCCUUCAUAUGAGUUUCCACUUUCCAGCGCUGAUGGACACUAUGAGAAAUGUUUUGUAUAUGCAUCUGUUGCUUGUAAAAGUCUAAUGAAGUUCCAUCUCUCAUUUAGUUCCAGAUUGUUAUCCUUUCACUAUUUCACUCUGUAGAGAAUUACAGUUCUGUUGUCAGCGCCGUCCCUGUAAAGCACUUCCUUUUAGUUGAUUUCCCUUUCCCUUGAUAUCCAUACCCAACUAAGGACCCUUCAUUAGUAAUUGAGCUUGUGAAAUAUCUUUAUUAGCACUAUAUAUAUUGUCCCAUUUCCACCCGACCCUCCAACCCACCUUUUCUUUCUUGUCCUUGAUGCCUAGUAUAACUCUCGGAGAGAGUUAGUUCUGAUGAUAUUGGUGGGUGAAGGUUUUCCGUCUUUUCCCCCUUGUCCUUUCCUGUUUCGGUACGCUUAUUGCCAUCGAAGUAAACGGUUCCUUUUUCUGAUGGAUUUCAGUUGCACCUCUAUUAAAGUUAUCGUUAGUUUUAAAGAUUAGUGCAUAAUUGUACUGAGAAAGCUCUUGGUUCUUCAGGUAGUCCACAUCAGCAAAGAUGAUCUGGAGGCUGAUUCAUCAUCAUACCAUUCCAAUGUCAUACGGCAUAUUCCCCUGGAAUCAAUCGAUCCCUCGCUUGCAAUCGGGUUCUACUGCCGAGACAAAGACGACUUCGACGAGUUCUGUUCCUUGGCAUCCAAGCUAGCCGAAGAAUCGAAUGGCGCACCGUUAUUCACCGUCGCCGUGUCCCACAAGAAAACGUUCGUCAGCAGCAGCGAUGCGUAUCAAGAAGAGGAUGGUGCCGACGAGGGACAUGAUGGGGACGAAUGGCAGCUGCUCUAACUCCACUCUGUUAGCUCCUGUACAUUUGCUUAGACAUUUGUAUCCGUACGAGUGGGCAGUGGCAGUGGCAGUCAGCAGUUGUAUUUACACAUUUCCUUAGCCUGAUGGUUGCAAUUUGAAUUGGCCUUGUUAUUGGAGUUUGCUGAUGGAAGAAGUUUGUAGAUAUGUUGUUGGUUUGGCCUCCAUUAGCUUUCCUUUUUCAAGUAUGUAACUAUGUAUCCAUUAGCGGGUUAAUACCCUAGUUUGGCCUGAAGUUUA
Molecule: messenger RNA, 2606 nt
Organism: Linum tenue
Lineage: Eukaryota; Viridiplantae; Streptophyta; Magnoliopsida; Malpighiales; Linaceae
Source: the annotation of a GenBank genome assembly